UGCAGCCAUUGCACCGCGGAGCAUCCCACAUUCAACAGGAGGAGCCCGCGGGAGAGGAGCCCCGAGCCCCACGCGCCACAGCCACUGCAGCCCGUGCGCCCCGCGCCCCCGCGCGCCAUGGCCAAGGAAGGCGUGGAGAAGGCAGAGGAGACGGAGCAAAUGAUCGAGAAGGAGGCAGGCAAGGAGCCCGCGGAGGGCGGCGGCGGCGGCUCUCACCGCCUCGGGGACGCCCAGGAGAUGCGGGCCGUGGUGCUGGCCGGCUUCGGGGGACUCAACAAGCUGCGGGUCACCCGGAAGGCCAUGCCUGAGCCGCAGGACGGCGAGCUCAAGAUCCGCGUCAAAGCCUGUGGUUUGAACUUCCUCGACUUGAUGGUGCGACAAGGGAAUAUUGACAACCCUCCCAAGACUCCCCUGGUGCCAGGAUUUGAGUGCUCUGGGAUUGUCGAAGCUCUGGGGGACAGCGUUAAAGGAUUUGAGAUCGGGGACCGUGUCAUGGCAUUUGUCAAUUACAACGCUUGGGCAGAGGUGGUCUGCACUCCGGUGGACUUUGUCUACAAGAUCCCAGAGGACAUGAGCUUCUCUGAGGCUGCUGCCUUCCCCAUGAACUUUGUCACCGCCUACAUGAUGCUCUUUGAAGUUGCCAACCUCCGAGAAGGGAUGUCCGUGCUUGUACACUCGGCUGGCGGUGGCGUGGGCCAAGCUGUGGCUCAGCUGUGCUCCACUGUCCCCAAUGUGACUGUCUUUGGGACGGCUUCUACCUUCAAGCAUGAAGCCAUCAAAGACUCUGUGACCCACCUCUUUGACAGAAAUGCAGACUACGUGCAGGAAGUGAAAAGAAUCUCUGCAGAAGGAGUGGACAUUGUUUUGGAUUGCCUCUGUGGGGAUAACACUGGAAAAGGUCUCAGCCUUCUCAAACCACUGGGAACCUACAUUUUAUAUGGUUCGUCCAACAUGGUAACUGGAGAGACCAAGAGCUUCUUUAGCUUUGCAAAAUCAUGGUGGCAGGUGGAGAAGGUGAACCCCAUCAAGCUAUAUGAAGAGAACAAAGUCAUCGCUGGGUUUUCCCUUCUAAACCUACUCUUCAAACAGGGCCGGGCUGGCCUCAUUCGAGGAGUGGUGGACAAACUCAUUGGGCUCUACAACCAGAAGAAGGUCAAGCCCGUGGUGGACUCCCUAUGGGCCCUGGAGGAGGUGAAGGAGGCCAUGCAGCGGAUCCACGACCGAGGCAAUAUCGGCAAAUUAAUUCUGGAUGUAGAAAAGACCCCGACUCCACUGAUGGCCAAUGACAGCACGGAGACCAGCGAGGCAGGCGAAGAGGAGGAGGACCACGAGGGGGACGGCGAGAACAAAGAGAGGAUGCCCUUUAUCCAGUAAGCCCCGGACCCAGGCAGGAGGCUGUGAAGGAUGCUCUGGAGGAAGAGGAGCCGGCUGAGAAAACUCUCCCGUGCCCCCGUGAACAAAUGCUGUAGUCCAGUGCGUGUUGUGUUUGUCUGCAGUCAGCUGAGCUAAAAAGCUGUUGAUCACUGUUGUUUCUGAAAUUAAGUGCCAAGCCCACCCCGUGCAGUA
Phacochoerus africanus (Common warthog) is the source of this 1566-nucleotide messenger RNA. RefSeq names its product vesicle amine transport 1 like (gene VAT1L). The record is from RefSeq and is a predicted model, not a curated record. NCBI's taxonomy places the organism in Eukaryota, Metazoa, Chordata, Mammalia, Artiodactyla, Suidae. Bases 118 to 1374 code for a protein of 418 amino acids. The transcript has 9 exons. Gene Ontology annotation, molecular function: zinc ion binding; oxidoreductase activity.